This is a messenger RNA of Paramecium sonneborni, 1524 nucleotides long. The record is from the annotation of a GenBank genome assembly. NCBI's taxonomy places the organism in Eukaryota, Ciliophora, Oligohymenophorea, Peniculida, Parameciidae.
AUGAGAAAAAUAAUAUAAUUAUUGGUUGUAGUAAUUGAAUUGGUAAUAGGAUAAAAAGAAUAAGCAAAUACAGCAUCAUAUGCAGCUUAAUAAUAAGGAGCAAUGGCAGCUGCAAUAGCUUAAGCAGCGCCAUAUGCAGCAAUGGGUAUUCCAAUAACGAUUAAACCAUAAACUCCUCCACCACCUCCUGAUCCUCCUUCAAUUGGAACUGAACCAGAGCCUUCAGAAUAUAAUGAUCUUUUUACUUAUUCGGGUUAUUUUGAUCCUUAUAAUGAUGAUGUUCAUGCUUUUAUGAUCAAUGGAAAAAGAAGAAAAAGACAUAGAGUUAAUUGUGGAAGAGAUAGAAAAGGUAGAUAUUGUGAUUUUAGAAGAUCUCAUCAUUAACAUGGUUUAUAUAAUAGAGAUUGCAUUCAUUAUGCAGGAUCUUUAGAAAUUUUUGGAGUUUGGUAAUGUGGUUCUAGAAAAUAAUUAUCAACUGGAGCUGUUAUCAGAUUUUUGGUUGAAUUACAUGAACUUGUUUUAGCAUAUAAAUAAUAAAAAAAUGAUUAUGCCAUUUAAAGAUUUUAAAGAGUUAUGGAAUAUAAUAGAGAUAUUUAUGCUAAAUUAAAAAGAGCAUUUAAAGCUAAUAUAAAAAAGAAUAUUGAAUUUGUUAUGGAAAUAUUAAAUAAAACUAAUGAAUAAGUUAUACAAAAUUUUUAAUAAAUUCUAGAUAUGUCUAAAGAAAUAUUAGCAGAUAUAAGAUAAGAUAGAGAAGCAGAAUUAGAAGAAUUAAAAAGUUAAUUAUAAGAAUUAUUAGAAAACUUUCCACCUCCUUUAAGCAUAUGUUAAUAAUUAAGAGAUUGUGAUUCUUGUUUAUCAAGGGAUGGAUGUAUAUGGUGUACAGAAGAAUAAAAUUGUUAAUAGGGAAAUUCAAGAGAUGGAGCAUUUUUUAAUAGUUGUGAUAUAUGGGUUAGUGGUUAAGAAUGUCCUGAAGAAGAAGCUUAAUAUAAAUUAGAUAACAAAGUUAGUUAUAAAAAUGAAUUAGAAGAUUAUUACAAUUAAUCUGAUUUGGAAUUAGACUAAAAAUUAUAUUUAGCAUCUAAAUAAAGAGAUAUGAUUUAAUUAAAAAAUUAAAUUGAAAAUAGAAGAGUUGUAAUUGAUUAAAUGAUCAGUAUUGAAAGAAAUUUGAAAUAGAGAAGUAUAUAAAUUAUUGAUGAAUUUUCUAAAAAUAAGCAAUAUGAUGGGGAUUUUCUAUCUAAAAUUCUCGAUGAAGAUGCAGAAGGUUAAUGGACUGAUUAUAAAUAAGAAACCAAAAAACUAUUUAAAGAAGAUUAAGAAGCUUAAAAAGAAUUAGAAGCUGAAGAACUUGAAUAAAGAAAAUAAUAAUCAGAAAAAGAUAAAAAAAGAGAAGAAUUUGAAAAAAAAGAGUUGGAAAAAAGAAAUGAAUCUACUGUUAUUAACAAAUCUAAAUAUAAAGAUAGAACAAGUGUAGAAGAUGUCUUAGAAAAAGAAUAAGGCAAAUUAGAAAAAUAAGAAGAAAAAUGA